GAAAAUGUUUGGGAGCGCUGAAUACUUUGAUGAAAUUGCUUUCUGGACGUAAAGCCAGCAGGGAUGACAUCCGCCCAAAACAGGAGAUCCCUUGGGAAAAUGUUUCCUCACUCUGGGAAAUCCAUCGUCUUUGACAGCUUUCCAGAUCCAUCUGACACCUGGGAGAUCAUUGAAACAAUUGGCAAAGGGACUUAUGGGAAGGUUUAUAAAGUUCUUAACAAGGCCAAUGGCAGCAAAGCCGCCGUCAAAAUACUGGAUCCAAUCCAUGACAUCGAUGAGGAGAUUGAAGCCGAGUACAACAUCCUCAAAGCUCUCUCGGACCAUCCCAAUGUUGUCAAGUUCUUUGGGAUGUUCUUCAAAAAAGAUCUCAAAAUUGGCGAUCAGCUUUGGCUUGUACUGGAGCUGUGCAACGGAGGGUCUGUAACAGAUCUGGCUAAAGGCAUGCUGAAGAGAGGCGAUCGAGUGGAUGAGCCCAUCAUCGCCUUCAUCCUGCAUGAAGCUCUCAUGGGUCUCCAGCAUUUACACAUCAAUAAAACCAUUCACCGAGAUGUCAAAGGCAACAACAUCCUACUCACCACCGGAGGAAGCAUCAAGCUGGUCGACUUUGGGGUGUCAGCUCAGCUGACGAACACCCGUCUCAGGAGAAACACUUCGGUCGGGACGCCAUUCUGGAUGGCCCCUGAGGUGAUUGCUUGUGAACAGCAGCUGGACUCCACGUAUGAUGAGCGCUGUGAUGUUUGGUCUCUGGGUAUCACAGCUAUAGAGCUGGGUGAUGGAGACCCGCCCCUCGCUGACCUUCAUCCAAUGAGAGCUCUCUUCAAAAUUCCAAGAAACCCUCCACCCACCCUACAUCAACCUGAGCUCUGGACUACUGAAUUUAAUGAUUUUAUAUGCAAGUGUCUGAUAAAGGAUUUUGAGCUGAGGCCCAAUGUGUUUGACCUUCUUCAGCAUGUCUUCAUCACACAGAUUGUGGGACGAGAGAAGACGCUGCAGAAGCAGCUGAUGGAACUGAUCGACCUCAACCAACAAAUAGGCGUUAUCGAAAAAAUAAGGCAUGAGCGUAUUCACACCAAAAAAGGCAGCCACAUGACGUCUCAAAGUCAAACGUGUGACGACGUGGAUGAUCUCGCAACCCUAGAGUCUCUAGAUGAAAACACAGUCACUGAUCAACUCCAAAGGCGUUAUGCGAAGGACGAAAUCUACACCUACGUUGGAGACAUCCUUAUAGGGAUUAAUCCCUUCCACAAAACGGAGCUUUACACCCCCGAGCAUUCAACGAUUUACGUUGGAGCUAAAAGAGCGUCAAACCCUCCUCACAUUUAUGCGGUCGCAGACAUCGCAUAUCAGUCUAUGGUGUCUUAUAAUGCUGAUCAGUGUAUUGUCAUCAGUGGAGAAAGUGGAUCUGGGAAAACAGAGAGUGCCCACUUGUUAGUCCAACAGCAGACCGUUCUUGGAAAGGCUAACAAUCGGACUCUGCAGGAGAAGAUUUUGUUGGUCAACAGUCUGGUGGAGGCUUUUGGAAACGCCUGCACUGUGAUCAAUGAUAACUCCAGUCGCUUUGGGAAGUAUCUGGAGAUGAAGUUCACCUCUGGAGGGACCGUGGUGGGAGCACAGAUGUCUGAAUACCUCCUGGAGAAGUCCAGAGUCACAAACCAAGCUGUGGGAGAGCGUAACUUCCAUAUCUUUUACUAUAUCUAUGCUGGACUGGCAGAGAGAAAGAAACUUGCUCACUACAAACUAUCGGACAGCAAAACUCCAAAGUAUCUCCACAAUGAGAAUGUUAAAUUAGUGCCUGACAUUGUGGGGAACGGCUUCUAUAAAGAGCAGUUUGAGACGGUGGAACAAUGUUUCAAAGUCAUCGGCUUUACUCUAGAGGAGCUCGGCAGCGUCUACAGUCUCUUAGCCGGGAUCCUGAACACAGGUGAUGUCGAGUUCACCUCAGUCGCCUCUGAGCAUCAGACGGACAAGAGCAACAUUUCCAACAUGGCAGUACUAGAGAGCGCUGCAUCACUGCUGUGUAUCCGUGCGGAUGAGCUACAGGAAGCCCUGACGUCUCAUUGUGUGGUUAUGAGAGGUGAAACCAUCGUCAGGUCAAAUACAGUGGAGAAGGCCAUCGAGGUGCGGGACGCCAUGAGCAAAGCCCUCUACGGGCGUCUGUUUAGCUGGAUUGUCAACCGCAUUAACUCUCUACUAAAACCAGACGACCCAUCAGGCGAUGAAGAGAAGGGUCUUAACAUCGGUAUCCUGGACAUCUUUGGCUUCGAGAAUUUUAAACGAAACUCUUUCGAGCAGCUCUGCAUCAACAUAGCCAACGAACAGAUCCAGUUUUACUUCAACCAGCACAUCUUCGCCUGGGAGCAGGACGAGUAUCUAAAUGAAGAUGUGGAUGCUCGAGUGAUCGAGUAUGAAGACAACCGGCCUUUGCUGGAUCUGUUUCUUCAGAAGCCCAUGGGCAUGUUAUCUCUACUGGAUGAAGAGAGCCGCUUUCCUCAGGCAACCGAUCAGACGCUUGUUGAGAAAUUUGACGACAACUUGAAAUUUAAACACUUCUGGAGACCAAAGAGGGUUGAUCUGGGCUUUGGAAUCAAUCACUAUGCAGGCAAGGUGAUCUAUAAUGCCAGUGGGUUUCUAGCUAAAAACAGAGAUGCUCUGCCGGCUGAUAUUGUUCUGCUGCUGAGAUCCUCAGAGAAUGAACUGAUCAGUAAAUUGGUUACCCAUCCUCUAACGAAAACAGGUAACCUGGCCCACACCAAAGGCAAGGCUGCUGGAACUGCUCGUAUGGGCACAAAAUCAUCACAGCGCACCAUGAACUUUGCUAAGGCGGAGAGCACAGAGACCUCACACCACCCCAGAGAAUCGACCAACAUGAAGACACAAACUGUAGCUUCAUACUUCAGAUACUCACUUAUGGAUCUGUUGUCAAAGAUGGUGGCUGGCCAGCCUCACUUUGUGCGUUGCAUAAAACCCAAUAAUGAUCGGCAAGCUCAAAAGUUUGACCGGGAGAAGGUUUUGAUCCAGCUACGCUACACUGGGAUUCUAGAGAUGGCCAAGAUACGCAGACAGGGGUACUCCCAUCGCAUUCCCUUCAACAACUUCAUUGAGAGGUAUUCCAUUUUAGCGUUUAGAGCUACUGAAGAGCCAGUAGUCAGUCCAGAGACAUGUGCUGCCAUUUUGCAGAAAGUUGAACUAGAGAACUGGGUUCUGGGCAAAACUAAGGUAUUUCUUAAAUACUAUCAUGUGGAGCAACUGAAUCGGAUGGUGAGACAAACCACGGACCGAAUCAUUCUGGUUCAGGCGUAUGUACGUGGCCGGCUGGCAUUCAGACGAUAUCAGAAGAUCAUGGAGAAAAGAACACAAAGUGUUGUGUUAUUGCAGUCAGUGUGCAGAGGAUAUUUGGCAAGGCAGCAAUACAAGGCGUUACGAGAAGAGAAGAACAAAGCUGCAGCGAAGAUCCAGGCCCAUUACAGAGGACACAGAGAAAGGAAAAGCUUCCAAAGAAAAAAGGAAGCCAUGCAGAAAGAGAAGGCAGAGAAUGCAGAGGAACCAGCGGAGGUCCCACCAGAGUCGGAUCCAGUUUCAGAGGAGUCGCAGAAAGAAGAAGUAGUGGAAACAGAUGAUGCUGAGGGAAAGGCUGCUGUUGUCCUUCAGAGCAAUUACAGAGGCUACAGAGAGAGAAAGAAAUACAAAGAGCACCUAGAACAAAAUAAGACCUCGACUGAGGAUGAGCUCUCCGCUUCCUCGUCCACCCCAGCAGAAGAAAAUAAUUCUGGAGAAGAUCCAGAUAAAAAAGAGGAGGAACAGGAGAAGAAGGAUGAGACAGAAUCUGCUGGAGAAACAGCUAAUGGAGACUUUGAACAGGAAACUAAAGCAGCCACAGUUAUCCAGAGCAACUUCAGAGGUCACAAAGAGCGUAAACGACUCCAAGAAGAAGGUACGUUGCCUGUUAGAGGACAAAAGGAUAUUCCGUGUGUUCUAGGUGAUGAGGACCUGCCCAUUCCAGAUCCACCGACACCAGAGGAACUCAUGCAGCUCACAGAGAUAUCAGGACAGAGAGUCGAGGAAGCCUCGGGACAGGAAGAGACCAAAGCUGCCGUGGUCAUUCAGAGCAACUUCAGAGGCCACAAAGAGCGUAAACGUCUCCAGGAGGAAGGAAAAAUGCCGAGUAAAAAGGCAAACGAGGACUUGGCCAAAGCAGCCACUUCAGAACAUGAUACUCCCAUUGAGGAACUUCCCCCUCCUUUAGAGGAACUCGAGUCAGGUGAGACUGUUGCCGGUCCUUCAAGUGCGGAUGAGGAACACGCAGCCACUGUUCUCCAGAGCAACUUUAGAGGUCAUCAGGAAAGAAAGAGACUUAAAGUAGAGAGAGAGGGAGGAGAGCAGAAUCCAGCAGAAGAAGGGGGUGAGGAGGAAAUCGUUACAGAUAAUGAUGUUGAACUGGGGGAGGGAGAUACAGAGGUGAAGGUUCGGACUGGUCUGUAUGAUGAGGAGCAAGCAGCUAUUAUAAUCCAGAGCAAUUUCAGAGGUUACAAAGACAGAAAGAACCUGAAGUCCACAGCACAGCAACAGGAAGAUGAAGCCGAGCAGUUCUUUAAUCAGGUAUCCAAGAGCUCGGUGGAAUACCUUAAUUUGGAGCAGAAGUUGAAUGACAUCAUCCUCGCCCACCAGCUCAACCCCAGCAAAAAUGGGAUGUUUGUGAAGGGAGAAGGCGUGAAUGCUUUAAUGGGAUGUUAUGGAGCGCCAGUAGAUGCCAAACAACCACGAACGUCUCGCAGAAGCCAGCAACCCAAGACCCUGAAUACAUUAGAAGACUCCACAUACUACACACUCAUUCACAGGUCUGUUCAGGACGAUAAGAUGAGACCAAGAAAACAGAGCCCCAAAAGGCUGGACAAUGAUGACCAGUACUAUCAGGAUUUGUCCAUCAGCAAAGCACCAAGCUCUCUGCCCAGUGUCAGACGCCGGUCAACCAAACAGAGAGGAUCCAUGGAAAGGAGUUCUUCUGAGAUUCAACUGUCUGAUGUGCCUGAUAUACCUAAGGAUCCAAAAGCAAAGAGACACUCGUUUUCUAGAAUGCCCUCUACAGAGAGUCAAAGUGAAGACAACCCCUAUGACUACAGGAAGAUACUGAGGAAGACCUCCCAAAGACGAAAGCUCCUAACACAAACCUAAACCACUGGACAGAGAUGUGAAAUCCCCCAGUGCUUUUUAACUUAUCUAUUCUGUACAUACUUUACCGGUGGCCGAGCAAAACAUGCAUUUUAUUACACAUUUUAUAUUUGUCUAUCAUUACCUCUUAAGAUAUAUGAAUGGUUUACAAAAAAAACUGGCCUUUGUAUGAAUAAGUAAACCAAUGAAAGCUUUUUUUACCUUAACACUUAUUAAUCAAAGACUGAAUGAAAAUUUUAAAUAUUGUAGAUGUUUGAAUGGAUAGAUCCAAAGAGAUAUAUUAUAUUAUAACAUGACAUAUGUGUAGUCCUUAAUUAAAUCAUAGCUUAUGAAAUUCUGUCUAUGUGUUUAAAGACAUCAAUUGGUGAAUCUUAAUUUUAUGCUUUAACAUCUGUCUUGUUUGAGCUUUUUUAAAUUGUACAAUCCUGCAUGCUUUGAUAUAUCAACUGUCAUUUGUGCACACCAAAAAUAUGAUGUCAUAAAAAUGUGAAACAUAAUAGUUGCCCAGUCUGACACUCUCAAUCACAUAAAGGAGCAUGUUUAUUGCGUACACUGAUGUGAAUUAUACUUAAAUAAAUAUAUUAACUUUGAAUUUACUACCUGCAUAGUUGCACUUUAAAUAUAUGUAUCAUAUGUUUAUGUCUUUCUUUAUUGUAAAUAUUAUGAUAAAUUAUGUAAUUGGACAAUUUGUGAUACAAUAUACUUGUACAUAAUGGUGGUUCUUAUAUCC
Messenger RNA from Triplophysa dalaica, 5896 nucleotides. It is a transcript of the gene myo3a, whose product is annotated as myosin IIIA. Gene Ontology annotation, cellular component: myosin complex. Lineage: Eukaryota; Metazoa; Chordata; Actinopteri; Cypriniformes; Nemacheilidae. Gene Ontology annotation, biological process: protein phosphorylation. Gene Ontology annotation, molecular function: protein kinase activity; ATP binding; protein binding. The transcript has 34 exons. The record is from RefSeq and is a predicted model, not a curated record. The coding region runs from base 64 to 5169 and encodes 1701 amino acids.